Molecule: messenger RNA, 1520 nt
Organism: Stegastes partitus (bicolor damselfish)
Lineage: Eukaryota; Metazoa; Chordata; Actinopteri; Pomacentridae
Gene: anxa1a
Product: annexin A1a
Exons: 13
Coding region: 36-1049 (337 amino acids)
Biological process (GO): signal transduction; phagocytosis; cellular response to glucocorticoid stimulus
Cellular component (GO): vesicle membrane; cytoplasm; plasma membrane
Molecular function (GO): phosphatidylserine binding; calcium ion binding; calcium-dependent phospholipid binding
Source: RefSeq, a predicted model, not a curated record
UGUCUGAGCCGCACGACAGACCCCAGCAGUCCACCAUGGCUUUCAUCGACGCUUUCAUGCAGCAAACCAUCUAUCUGGGCAUGCCUGAUGACUCAGCCUUGAAGAACGAGGGAACAGUGACCGCAGCACCCAAUUUCAGCCCCAGUGGAGAUGCAGCAGUCUUGGAAAAGGCCAUCAAGACCAAAGGUGUGGAUGAGAACACCAUUAUUGAAAUGCUGGUCAAAAGGAGCAACGAGCAGAGACAGCAGAUCAAAGAGGCUUACCAGCAGGCCAGUGGCAAGCCUCUGGAGACAGCAAUGAAAAAUGCUCUGAAGGGAGAUCUGGAGGAUGUAGUGUUGGGUCUGCUGAAAACACCAGCCCAGUACGAUGCCUGGAUGCUGAAACAGGCCAUGAAGGGUCUGGGAACAGAUGAGGACACCCUGAUAGAGAUUCUAGCUUCCCGAAACAACAGACAGAUCAUGGACAUAAAGAAGGCCUACAAGGACGACUACAAGAAGGAGCUGGAGGACGACAUCAGGUCUGACACCAGUGGAGACUUCAAGACUGCCCUCAUCGCACUCUGCAAGGCCGGCAGGACUGAAGGAGUUUGUGAGCAGCUGAUUGACAGUGAUGCCAGGGCUCUGUACGAGGCCGGAGAGGGGAGGAAGGGCAAAGACUGCUCUGUCUUCAUUGACAUCCUAACCACCAGGAGUGGCCCUCAUCUUCGUAAAGUAUUUGAGAGGUACUCAAAGUACAGCAAAGUGGAUGUGGCCAAAGCUAUUGACCUGGAGAUGAAGGGAGAUAUUGAAAGUUUACUCACAGCAGUAGUGAAGUGUGCUGGAAGCAGGGCUGCUUUCUUUGCAGAGAGGCUCUACUUGGCCAUGAAGGGUAAAGGCACCCGUAAAAAUAUCCUGACUCGCAUCAUGGUGAGCCGCUCUGAAAUUGACAUGAAACGGAUCAAGGAUGAGUACAAGAAGAACUACGGCAAAACACUCUACCAGGAGAUUCUGGAUGACACCAAAGGAGACUAUGAGAAGAUUCUGCUUGCUCUCUGUGGGCCUGAAAACUAAGAGCCUAUCACCAGACUCAAAUCUCAAAGACCCGAAGAUCUACCAUGAUGUCCAGCUGUGGAAAAUCACCUGUUAUCUCUUGACAUGUAUUGUGCCUUAUGCGCUUGUGGAGAACUGACGAGACAGUCUUUCUUUGACUGUCGUGACAUUUAGUAGAUAUCAACAGCAGUGAGCAAAGAUUACGUGGAGUUGGCACUGCUUCAGCAGAUAUUUUCUUUCCAAGUAAAUCCUUUUAUUCCAGUGUUUCAGCAUACAUCUCACAGCUUUAUGCCAGUGGGCCUGUGCUCCAGACAGACUUAGCUUUGCACUUACUAGAUUCUCUAUCUGAUGCUCAAAGAGAAGCUGAAGUCAGUGAUCACAGUGCAGCUGCUAACAGAUGUAUACAGAUCAUGUGCCAAUUAUUUAGUGGAAGCAUUACCCUUGAAGGAGCUUGGACGUUAUGCAAAUAAAAGCUUUUUCUAUGAAGGCCCA